GAUAUUAUGAAUAUUGAUCAAUGAACAAUAUGUUUCCGAAUGGAUAAUGCUAUCAAUUAUACAUACAUAACAGACAGAAAGAUGCAAGGAGGGGAUAUUCGAUACAACAUGAUGACUACCAGUAAUUUAUUUCGAGAAGCACAAGAUGAAGAGAUGGAGCAUAAAGUUAAGAAAGUUGCUGAAAAGAUAUCAGAGAGUAUGAACAUAGUCGCCAAUGAACCAUCCUUAGCUUUUUUCCGCAUUCAGGAACAUGUAAGAAAGUCACUCCCACAGCUUGUUGAACAAAAGCAUGAAGUUUUGGAGACACAACAAGAGGUUCAGGGUGCAAGUUUUGACACAGAAUAUGCCACACAUGCUGUCAAAAGUCUUCACAAGAGCAGUGUCCACUUCCAAAACAUUCAAGACUUGUUGAAGAAUGCCAUCUUUAUGAAGCAACAGAUAGAUUAUGAAGAAGACAGAAAACAACAGAGAAAGGCCCAGUCUAGCAUGUAUAAAGCUGCCCGUGAUGAUAUCGAAGUAUCUGUGUCUAGAAACUCCAGAGAAAUGUCCACCUCUAAAUCUGACAACCAGUUAGAUGACCACAUUCUACCGCCACCUAGUAUAAACUCCAUUAAUGCCACUGUGGAUGAAGGACAAGAUGAGAAACAUUCAUAAUAUUUGAUGUUUAAAGAACUUGUUAUUUGUACUACAUUGGUGUACAUCUGUAUAUUGAUUAUUAUAAAAUACAUGUCACUGUGCAAUAAAUAUUGUAAAUCUUUUUUUAAAAAAAAACAGAGUCUUUUUCCAAAAUUUAUAUCAAUUUACA
Saccostrea echinata is the source of this 805-nucleotide messenger RNA. Its product is annotated as BLOC-1-related complex subunit 8-like. The record is from RefSeq and is a predicted model, not a curated record. The coding region runs from base 40 to 654 and encodes 204 amino acids. The transcript has 7 exons. Gene Ontology annotation, cellular component: BORC complex. Lineage: Eukaryota; Metazoa; Mollusca; Bivalvia; Ostreida; Ostreidae.